Cynocephalus volans (Philippine flying lemur) is the source of this 1341-nucleotide messenger RNA. RefSeq names its product transgelin 2 (gene TAGLN2). Gene Ontology annotation, biological process: actin filament organization. The transcript has 5 exons. Gene Ontology annotation, cellular component: actin cytoskeleton. Bases 88 to 687 code for a protein of 199 amino acids. The record is from RefSeq and is a predicted model, not a curated record. Lineage: Eukaryota; Metazoa; Chordata; Mammalia; Dermoptera; Cynocephalidae. Gene Ontology annotation, molecular function: actin filament binding.
GCACCAGUAGCCGCUGCAGCCCCUGCCUUGAGUGCGCAGCUGUCCAGCCAGCUUGAACGCUCCCCACAGCCACCACUGCCCUUAAGUAUGGCCAACAGGGGACCUGCAUAUGGCCUGAGCCGGGAGGUACAGCAGAAGAUUGAGAAACAGUAUGAUAUGGACCUGGAGCAGAUCCUGAUCCAGUGGAUCACCACCCAGUGCCGAAAGGAUGUGGGCCGGCCCCAGCCUGGGCGUGAGAACUUCCAGAACUGGCUCAAGGAUGGCACGGUGCUGUGUGAGCUCAUUAAUGGCCUGUACCCCGAGGGGCAGGCCCCGGUAAAGAAGAUCCAGGCCUCCAGCAUGGCCUUCAAGCAGAUGGAGCAGAUCUCUCAGUUCCUGCAAGCAGCUGAGCGCUAUGGCAUCAACACGACUGACAUCUUCCAAACUGUGGACCUCUGGGAAGGAAAGAACAUGGCCUGUGUGCAGCGGACGCUGAUGAACCUGGGUGGGCUGGCAGUGGCCCGGGGUGAUGGGCUCUUCUCUGGGGAUCCCAACUGGUUUCCUAAGAAAUCCAAGGAGAACCCUCGGAACUUCUCGGACAACCAACUGCAAGAGGGCAAGAACGUGAUUGGGUUACAGAUGGGCACCAAUCGCGGGGCAUCUCAGGCAGGCAUGACUGGCUACGGGAUGCCACGCCAGAUCCUCUGAUCCUGCCCCGACCCCUGCCCUUCUGUGAAUGGUUAAUAUAUAUGUGUAUAUAUAUUUUAGCAACAACAUUCCCUGAGAGCCUCCAGAACUCUCGAGCUUCCCUCUGCCAGGGUGGGCAUCCAGCCUGUCCUGUCACUUCUGGGGGAGCCUGAUGGUGGCCUCUCCCCCUGUGCUUAACUAAUACAUUCCCUUCCCCACACCCAACAAAACUGGACCAACUGGCUUCUUCUUUUUCCCCGGGACCAAAAUUGGGGGGCCUUAGCCCCCCUGCCAUGCCUCUUCUCUUUCCCCUGGCCUCUUCUGCCCCUGGCCUCCAUGCCCUCUGUCCAUUCCUUGGCUGGGAGUCAGGGAUGCUGCCUUCUGGCCUCAUUUUCUCGAGUAUGCCUCUCCCGCAGCUGUGACUGCAGGGACUUAAUUUAUAGGGAGGGGCUUGUGGUGAAUGCCACCCCAGCCACAGCUGGACUGCGCUCACCACACAUCUGGGGCAGCAUUCCCGGGCAGAGGCUCCCUCGGCUUCUCUUUUUCCAUUCCCCUCACUGUGGCUAAGGGGCGGGGGGAGAGGACAAAGGAGGGAGGGCUGCCCACCGUGGUCUAGGGCUUGACGAAUAUGAGUUUGCUGAUUUAAAUAAAGAAUCCUAGUCUUUUUUGGAUGGA